This is a messenger RNA of Drosophila willistoni, 979 nucleotides long. RefSeq lists its product as uncharacterized. Lineage: Eukaryota; Metazoa; Arthropoda; Insecta; Diptera; Drosophilidae. The transcript has 2 exons. The record is from RefSeq and is a predicted model, not a curated record. The coding region runs from base 118 to 474 and encodes 118 amino acids.
AAUUCAAAAAUUAACUGUCCAUUGGCGAAGAAGGUUGUGCGUCUCCGCGAAUUUAGCACAUUUCUUUAAAAGUAUUUUACAUUAGUUUUCCGAUCAAAUAAACUCAGUUAAAUCAAAAUGACAUCCACCGAAUUGAAAAUUGGCCUAAACUCCUCAGCUCGCCCAUCGAGCCGUGUCCUUAAGCCACCAGGCGGAGGACACACCAAUAUCUUCUCGGAACCCGAGGUCUCUGUCAAUGGCCCGCGCCCCAAAUACAAUCAACAGAACUCUUCCAAUUUGAAUGCCUGUAUGGGUUCCACUGAUCCCAACAAGAAGGUGGAACAGUUACGCGAUGAGAUCACGGUUCAAAAGGAGGACGAGGCAACCAAGCCACCUCCAGUUAGUCAAGCCAAGGAUACCAAGGCAUCGGCGUCAAAUGGCGAGUCGCGUGGUCGUGUUCCACCCGGCGGAUUUUCGUCGGGAGGCUUUUGGUAGAGACACGAGGUGAAGCAACAGCCAAAUGAAGACAAGCAUUUAAUGACUCAUCCUCAGUCCUCAUCCUAGACCACAGCCAACCAUCCAUUAAACAUACAUUUAUAUAUAUAAAUCGCUUAAUACACAUAAAUACCAAUAAUUAUAGCCUUAUUAUUCAGAUAUAUAAAUAUAUAAUUGCUCUCUUCCCGCUCUUUGUUUCAUGUUUUGUAUUAACGUCUAACGCAAUUGUUUGAAGUUUAAGUGCAUCAUCGAGAUUCCGCCCUAAUUAAAUUAACAACUUUUUACCAUCUACUUACUGUGAGAAAUAAAAACCUAAUUAAUUUAAAAUUUGUACUUAAAAAUGUGUCCCAAAAAGAAACUAAAGUAAACCUUCUGUAAAGUGGGUCAACCUCUAACAUUUGUAUCAAAAUGUGAAUUAUACUCUCGUGUUUUCUAAUGAUGUACUAUGUAUUCGUAUUCUAAAACAAACGACAAAAUAAAUUAAAAACAAAAAAAAAACGUUAAA